Messenger RNA from Halichondria panicea, 664 nucleotides. RefSeq names its product ribonuclease P protein subunit p21-like. Gene Ontology annotation, cellular component: nucleolar ribonuclease P complex. Bases 43 to 507 code for a protein of 154 amino acids. The transcript has 5 exons. The record is from RefSeq and is a predicted model, not a curated record. Gene Ontology annotation, biological process: tRNA 5'-leader removal. Lineage: Eukaryota; Metazoa; Porifera; Demospongiae; Suberitida; Halichondriidae.
UGGCUUAUUUCUCAAUAGAGCGCACCAAAACAAACUGAAAAGAUGGGGAGAAAGAAGAAUAAAGGAUCCUCAACAGGGUACACCAGUGUGCCUCACAAGGAGGCCUUCCAGAGAAUGAACUACCUCUUCCAAGCUGCUCUGGCUGCUCUGUGCUCUACUCCGAGUGAGACUGGUCUCUCCCGAUUCUAUGUACGCACUAUGAAGAGAAUCAGCAAAAGACUUGUACUCAGAAUGGACCCGAGUAUAAAGAGAGUGCUCUGCAAGUCAUGUGACUCCCUGCUUGUUGCCGGGGUAACCUGUACUAAUCGACUGAAAUCUGCUAGGGACAAGCAUAUCGUUGUGAAGUGUUUGACGUGCGGUACCCUCAAGAGAUUUCUCACCGACAAUGACUAUGUACUCUGGUCUGAAAUACCCGAGAAUGUUGCAGUUCUGGGAAAGGCUCCAAUUGUACCAGUUACAGACAAACCUGAAUCCCAGCAAGUUUCUCAGCAACAAACGACUUCAUAGUUGAAAUUCUGACCUCCAAACUGAGCCCAGUGUGUGACUGGUGAAAACCCUACAAGAGAUGCAAUGGAAUUCUUAGCUGCAAGCAACACAUUGUGAUGACACUUAUAUUGACUUCCUAUAUAAAAUUGUUUUAAAAGAUUAUUAAAUUCUUAAUGAA